CUUGUGAGAAUAGAUAGGUUUUCCCAUUCCUCUACGUACAUACAUUGCGCGUUGAACAGGAAGAAUAUACAAACGUCAGUGGAAGCGGUAAAGAGAAUUAUAGAGAGGGAGAGAAUUCGAAAGCCGACACGUUAUCAGUAUCUUUUUCUUCUUCCAUAGCUUUCGCGACGGAGAAUACCCGAGGUGUUGUGGUGUCGUUUGCUGGUGCUAGUAGGCCUUACCCAUCCUACUGCAUUAUCCCCAUACCUACCUAAGCACUACUAGGUGGGUAAAAAAAAAACACCGUUGGGCGACCAUGGAUUCGAGACAACCGCCACCACAACUCCCUUUUGCUCGCAACGCUGCAUCACCACCAGCUUAUGCCCGAUCGCCCUUCCCACCCGCUCCUAGUUCGAAUUCGACAGUAACAGCAACUUCCUCGCCCUUUCAUCCCUCACAUCCUGCAUCUGCAGGCCCUGCUGCCUACAGCGAACAUCAACGUCGACUAUCCGACGCGAGUCCUUUUUAUCCACAGUCCAGACCCCCUUCCUAUGCGCCCGAGCCUGCAUCGCAUCCUGCGCCUACCCAUUCGCGACAUCAAAGCUCAUCGUCCAUUAAUGCUUCCUUAUCUCGAAAUAUGCCGCCUCCCUCGCCUCCUCAACAUCCAACGCAACAGCCGCCAGCUUCUCAUCCCGCGCAUCAAAUGGGGCAUUAUGGCGGUCCACCUGCACCGAGGGCUCCGCCUAUGAAUCUUGGCCCUCCAAGCGCCUUCCCUUCCGCUCGGGAAUUGCCUGCUCUCAACUCUAUACCUCGAACAGGAAGCACGGGAGGAAGCAUGUCAAUUUCUUCGAUGCUUGGUGGACCUCCAGCUCCUCGGGAGCCGACCCCAGGACAUCCAACCACUUUCCCACCUCCCGUCACUACUUCUGCUGUUUCGGGACCCGCAUAUGCUGCGUCCGUCCACGCGUCGCCUAGGAUGCAGGCUGCAAACGAAUAUGCUGGGUAUAAUAAUAGGAGACCCCAAACGCCUGACCAAGGCAGACCGUUUGAUUCGAGAGAUCCCAGGGGUAAUGUGGCAGGUUCACCACCGCAGGGCAUGUACGGAACUCCCGAGUUAUCUCGAUAUAGUACGCCGCAAGCAUACCCGCCACGAGGCCCGCCAAUGCCUCCGGCUGAAGAGAGGAGAGAACAGCCGGCACGCAUCCCCGUCGCUAAUGUGCCGCCUAGACCGAGCAGUCAGCCUAGAUCCUAUCACGGAGUUCCUCAAAGAUCGGUAGACAUGGGUAGAGGUCCACCACCUGGGGAUCCCAUGUACGGCAGGCGAGAUGAGGCACGACAACCCGGCCCACCGGAGUAUAAUCCAGAUCGACCUCCACGAGCUAUCCCCUACGAAGAACAGCGCCGCUUCGCUUCUGAUCGAGACCUUAGGGAACAUAUGAGCAGAGAGGCAGAGUUUCAUAGGGAAAGGGAACGUAGGGAAAGGGAGAGAAUGCAUUAUGAAGAACAGCGUCCAUUUAUGGCUGAAAGAGAACGUAUCGAGAGGGAAAGGGAAAGAGAUCGCGAGGUAGAGAGGGAGAGAGAGCGGGAAAGAGAAAGAGAGAGGGAAAGAGAAAGGGAAAGAGAGAGAGAAAUGGAGAUGCGCGAGAGGGCUAGAAGAGAAAGGACUACUUCUGAUCCAAGUCGCCCGCCCGGCCAGCAUACUGCAGAGCUCGGCACUCAGGUGCUUUCGCGACAGCCGCCUUUCGGCAGACAUGACCCUCGAGACCCAGCUGCCUGGCAGCGACCCGGUUACGAUCAACCGCCGCCAAGAGAUGCGUACGGUCAGGCCUAUCCCGGUCCCCGACAAAACGAAUUUCCCCCGACGACCGCCCCGCCGUACGGAACGCACCCUGCUUAUACGCAGCCUCCUCCCCAUGAACGCUUUCCGGUGGCUGGUCCACCUCCCCACACAAUAUCUGUGAGCCAGCCAGGCCCACAACCUGCACAUCCUUUCGGGUCUCCUGAUAGGCAUCGGUUUAUUCAGACACAUCCUCAGCAGCAGCAGCCUCCUCAGCCACCACAACCACCGGCAGCUCACCGGGGCCGCCCUAUUGACGAAGGGCCGCCUCCACCGUCAGUUGCGUAUAAUGGUGGCCCAGGUGCAGCUUCUUUUGAACCGGUCCGGCCACGUGUUAUGGAUGACGGACCGGCUCCUACGGGACAUCAACGAGGGUUUCUUGGCAUCCAGGAGAUCAACCGUAAAGGAAGGGUGUCCCCACUCCCACAGGCGGUGCAGGGUGCGCAACCCCAACUGCAAGGCCCUGCAGGUGAGCCUGGGAUUAAGAGUGAAUUCGGCCGUAUGUUCUCUGGCAUAGGAAGCGGAGUCCGCGGUAUCGGUGUCUCUAGCCCAGUGCCAUCUGGCAUGCAACCUCAGUUUUCUAGUGCGGGCCCUACGCGACGUGAUGAUGAGCACCUAAUCCAUGAACCACUUGCGGAGGCGCCUGUGAAGGCAACUACCAGAGGGAAGCGGAGGAAAGCUAAGGAUGAAGAUAGCAAGGGUGACGAUGAUAGUACUGGUAGGAUCACACCAGUUGGCCGGGCUAAGCGUCCCAAGACUCAUGCUCAUCACCACCACCACCAGUCAGUCGCGGCUCCAUCAUCGAAGUCGGCGGCGCCUGGCUCGACGAUAAUUCCGAAACCAAAACACAAGAUUUCGUCACAGGCCGUUCUUGACAGUGUUGCGGAUCGGCCGCGAAAACAUUUGGGUGACGUUGUGUACCAAGUUGUUCUGAAGCCCGCCAAACUAGACUCAUCGCAUUCUAAGUUCGGUUACUCGUCGAAUCCGCGCCCCCUCCCUAUAGAUACCAUCAAGGGCAACGAAAACUCGACCUUGACGGUUAAAAUCCCACGUGUGCAUCUGAGCCCACCUGCCCGCGAGGAGAUAACUGCUCGUCGGGCCGUUUGGGGCACGGAUGUCUACACGGACGACUCGGACGUUGUUGCAGCAUGUAUCCAUGCAGGCUGGAUUCGAGGCGAAUGGGGAGAGGACGUGGAUGUAGAUUUACUCGAGCUGUGCAAGGCAUCAAAUUCCAAAAAGCAGCGUACAGUGCCUACCGAGCAGCACCUCGAAGUGUUAACUUCGCCACCGACAUCUGGUCCUGCUCAAGUUCCCGCAGAUCGCGAUUUGCAUGUAACGAUUCUAAUUCUACCUGCGCUCGAGAAAUAUAGUAGUUCGACGCGUUAUGGUAUGCAGAGUCGCGAAUUUGGCGGUACAUAUAACGGGCGCAAAUCAAUUCAUGACGGGAUUAGUUUUAUGAUUCAAAGUGUGCGUUGGGUUGAUGGCGCAGCGCCGCAAAGUAGACUUCGGGGCAAGGCGCGCAGGGAACGAAUCAGGAAAGCAAUGAGUGAAGUCAAUCGUAGCCAAGUGGUGGACAUGGGCGAGAAAGAAUUUUUGGGUAAGACGGUAGUAACGAGGGAUACUGGUACCGGAAAGGAAAGAAAUAAUAGGAAGCCGGCCGACGGCAACGGGGAAGGGAAUAAGGAGAAUCGUCCUGCUGCCACUAUGAAAGACGCAGCUCGCACUACGGACCAAGAAAAGCGCAACUUAGAUGGGAGCCCAGACUGCAAGGCUAGGGAGAAGAGUGGUUUGGCGGAAAGCCAAACUGUUACCCGCGGGCCAGAGAAGCGUGGCGAGGACGAGUCGACUAAUGUUUCUGCUUAGGAAUAAGCGGUGGAUUCGUCAUAAGAGGAAAGUGGUAUACCCGGUUUGUGGAAUAAACGGAACGUGUGGUCAAGGUUAGGUAUGGGACUAUGUAUAGUAGGAUUUGAGAUGGGCGGUACUUUCUUCGUCUUGACCCCUUGCUAAGAUACCAAUCUAUUCGGGUUCUAUGUUAUUUAUCUAUUUAUUCACCAUUUUACGUAGCAUAGCGCGGAGUUGUGAACAAGACUAUCUAUCUACUUACGUCU
Molecule: messenger RNA, 3924 nt
Organism: Hypoxylon trugodes
Lineage: Eukaryota; Fungi; Ascomycota; Sordariomycetes; Xylariales; Hypoxylaceae
Product: Rxt3-domain-containing protein
Exons: 3
Coding region: 296-3679 (1127 amino acids)
Cellular component (GO): precatalytic spliceosome
Source: RefSeq, a predicted model, not a curated record